AUGAGGACUGUCUUUGGGAAACUCCUGGCCCAUCAGGGGACUUCGGUAAGCCUGUGUGAUUGCUCGCUGAGGGGAAGAAGCACUGGUAACAAACGGUGCUCAGUGUUCUAUCAGGAGUUCACGGAGAUCUGCAUCAACACCAUCCUCUACUGGCUGUUCGCCCGUAAGGUCAGUAUACCACUCGUGCACAUACUGCUGGAGAGGACCAUCAACUAUCUGGGAGACAGCAACAACUAUUUGGCACUAAUCUGCAGAUCCUUCACACCAGUGUACAAUCCAAAGCCACUGAGAGGUGUGACCCCCUUACACUAUGUAGCUCAAAGCAGGCAAUCAGGCAUUCUGAAGACUUUACUACAGUAUGGGAUACUUGAGAGGGAGCAUAGACCCAUGUGCACAGUCCUCAUCAUCCUCUUCUAUCCAAUACCUGUUGCUAGAGGCAAUGACCAUCAGUACACAGAAAAAGUAGAGGAGGCAAAACAAUGUCUUGCUUUAUGCAUGAGAGUGAUGUGUUGCAUACAUGUCACAGAGAUUAAGGCACAAAUCAGUAAUGGAGGGAAACCUCUCAUUUCUAAUUGGUUGGAUUACAUACCUGUGGGAAGAUAUCAAGAGCCCUGCGAGCUCCUCCAACUCUGCAGAAUGUCCAUUAGAAGACACUUACGAAUCAACAGCAAGCUGCCCAGUGGGAUAGCCUCACUGCCGCUUCCCAAAUCACUUCAACUUUUCUUGAACUUGGAAAGAUAACAAUUCCUACCCACUUCUCUUCCCUAGAGGGUGCAAGCCUGUUUAACAGAUUAGGGACAGAGACAAAAGAGAGAGAAAGAAAGAAAACGCUGACCCUUCAGAAGAGAAAAACAGAAUCAAUUCAUUGUUACAGCAUUAUGUUCUACAUCGUGUUCUAUCACUUCAUAACAUGCAAUAAACUUAGAACUUGCAGCAAACUCUACAACUGUUUUACACAUUGGUUGCUUGUCAGUCUUUGUGUGUAGUUUUUCAUUGAUUCUGUUGUGUAGCGGUGCAGGCUCGAAGGGCCGAAUGGUCUACUUCUGCAUCUAUUGUUUCUUUGAAAAUGAAUCUCAAGGUUGUAUAUGGUGACAUAUAUACAUAUACUUUGAUAAUAAAUUUGCUUUUAACUC
Molecule: messenger RNA, 1133 nt
Organism: Hypanus sabinus (Atlantic stingray)
Lineage: Eukaryota; Metazoa; Chordata; Chondrichthyes; Myliobatiformes; Dasyatidae
Product: ankyrin repeat and SOCS box protein 17-like
Exons: 6
Coding region: 1-741 (246 amino acids)
Biological process (GO): intracellular signal transduction
Molecular function (GO): protein binding
Source: RefSeq, a predicted model, not a curated record